Molecule: messenger RNA, 395 nt
Organism: Hermetia illucens (black soldier fly)
Lineage: Eukaryota; Metazoa; Arthropoda; Insecta; Diptera; Stratiomyidae
Product: cecropin-like peptide 1
Exons: 2
Coding region: 81-290 (69 amino acids)
Biological process (GO): defense response to Gram-negative bacterium; defense response to Gram-positive bacterium; antibacterial humoral response
Cellular component (GO): extracellular region
Source: RefSeq, a predicted model, not a curated record
CGAGCUGGCAUCAGUUAAACAUAUCAUCCUCAGUCAUUUCUUUCAAGUAGGAAGACUAUCAAAAUAUUUACGAAACCAACAUGAAUUUCGCUAAACUUUUCGUUGUCUUUGCGAUUGUUCUUGUCGCCUUCUCUGGUCAAAGUGAAGCUGGUUGGUGGAAGAGGGUUUUCAAGCCAGUGGAAAAACUUGGCCAACGAGUUCGUGAUGCUGGUAUUCAAGGACUCGAAAUUGCACAACAAGGAGCCAAUGUCCUGGCAACAGCCCGAGGUGGACCACCACAGCAAGGAUAAUUAUUAUAAAUUAUUUUUUUUUGUAUUUAUAUUUCUUUUAUUUAUUGAACUUAAGUAUUAAAACCAGACAAAGGAUAAUUUGGAAAAUAAAAUAUGUAAAAAUUA